Molecule: messenger RNA, 3808 nt
Organism: Cataglyphis hispanica
Lineage: Eukaryota; Metazoa; Arthropoda; Insecta; Hymenoptera; Formicidae
Gene: holn1
Product: CD2 antigen cytoplasmic tail-binding protein 2 homolog
Exons: 7
Coding region: 360-1367 (335 amino acids)
Cellular component (GO): U5 snRNP
Molecular function (GO): protein binding
Source: RefSeq, a predicted model, not a curated record
GAAAUGUGAACUUGUGAAGUACGUAGUUACGUAGUUUAGUGAGCGGCGCAAGAGGAAAAGUGAUAGAUCUGGUUUUUGCAUAAAGGAAGAUACAACUCCAAAAAUAUUAUUCGACAAUAUAAAUGACGAAUAUAGAUUUUAGUUGCAAGAAACAUCUAUGAAUCUAAUGAAUUCUUGAGACGAACGUUUCACUGUGAAUUGUGUGCUUGAAGAUAUAAUAUAUAACCUGAACGCAAACUAACCUCUAUAUUUACAUUGGAAAGGAAAAUAAUUUUUUAUGAGAUAAUAAACUUCGCAAAAUAAUAUUCCAAUAUUAAUCCUUUUUCUUGAGAAAAAAGUUUAUUAUAUAUGCAGAAACCAUGUUAAAACGUAAAUUUGACGAUAUUGAAGAUGUAUCAGACAAGCAGCCACUCAAAAAUUCACUGGAUUCUGAUGAAGAUGAUGACGAAAUAAACGAAGAUGCUUAUAAUAUUAUGAACGAGAAUGAUAUUGAAGGCACAGAAGAUGGACCUUCAGCACCAGAAACAAAUGUAGGAUUUACUGCAUUUAAUAUGAAAGAGGAAUUGGAAGAAGGUCAUUUUGAUAAAGAGGGUCAUUAUCGUUGGAAAAAAGAGAAACAAAUAAAAGAUAACUGGUUGGAUAAUAUUGAUUGGGUCCAAAUUAAACCUAGUUCCAUUAUUGACAUACAAAAGAGUGCUAAAUCAAGCAAAAGCUAUGGAUUGGGAGAUAGCGAUAGCGAUGAUGAAGAAGAUAUGUUUGAUCCUAUUCCAUUAUAUAAACAGAUUUUAGAAUUUCUUAAACCUGGUGAAACUGUUUCUAAGGCACUAUGUAGACUUGGUAAAGGAAAAAAAAAAUUAACCACAGCUGAAAGAUGGAAAAGAAAAAAGGAAGGUAAAACACAAGACGAAGAAGAUCCAAAUUCUGUUAACAUAAUUAAAUUAACUGAGCUAGCAAAUGAAUUAUUGACACGUACUGGUAAUAUGGAUAUAUAUCAAGAAAGUUACGAAGAAAUAAAAAAGAAGAUUGAACAUACCAACAAAAGUGCAUAUUCUUUGAAAGAAGAAGCAGAAUUGGAUAUGUAUGCUGAUGAUUUUGAUGAAAAAGAAAAGACAAAAUUGGAUAUUAAUAAUGAUAAGACAACAGAAGCAACUAGUGCAGAAGAAAGUACGUCUUUAGCAGAAGAUAUAACAUGGGAUUUGAAAUGGUCGCAGAAUGAAGAUGCAGAAAUACAUGGACCUCAUACUACUCAGCAAAUGCAUGCAUGGGCAAAAGAAGGAUAUUUCAAAAAGGGUGCAUGGGUGAGAAGAACCGGACAACAGAGUCAAUUUUAUAAUGCUGGUAGAAUAGACUUUGAACUUUACCUGUGACAUCUCUAUAUCUAAUAUACACAAAAAAAUAUUAAUAAAAAUACUUUCAUAAUUUGUCAAAAACAAAAUUUGACAAAUCUUAAAAUUUCAUAGGAAUAGUAUGUAUAAUAUUGUUAUAUAUAAAGCUUAUACAUUAUAUAUAUUAUAUACAUUAAUUAUAUAUAUUAAUAUGUAAAGUUUUCGCACAGGAUAAAAAUAAUCGUUUAUUCCACAAAUAUAUCUGUACUAAUUUACAAAAAGGAAAUCACGGUACAAAAAUUUAUUAGUAAGAGAUGUUCAAAUUAUGUUUUUAUGAAUCCUAUAAAAAGAUCCCCACAAUAUCUAAUUAUAAACAAAACUUUUUUUUAUAUAAUAAUUUUUUAUAUAAUAAAACUUGCAGGUUUUUAAAAAUUCUAUUAUAAUAUUUUUUAUAAUUUUGUAAUUUUUACAUUUGUUUAGAAGAAAAUAUUUAUUGAAAGAAAUUGAAACUGACAACACGUUCUAAUCAACAAAUUCGUAAGAAAUUGUUGAAUCUAAUAAAUAUUUAUAUGUAUAAUUUAGAUGUAUAAUUUAAUAUGUAUAAUUUAGAUUUGAGGUAAAAAAUUAGUUCCUGGAGAAUUUUUUGUCAUUUUUAUUAUCUUAUCUAUUAAAAUAACUAUAAUAUUAAUGUACAAUGUGUGUAAAUUAGAAAAAUUAGAAAAAAUACUAAAGAAUGAGAAUAAUAAUUACUUCGUAAAAUUUAAAAAAUUUUAUUUUACAAUACAAAAUGAUAAUAUUUAGAUAACUUUUCCACACUUUUCCACCUGAAAAUUAUCUGAAACAAUACCUAAUUGAAGAAUCAUUAUUUUGUAUGUAAAAUACGACGCUUGCAUUGCCAUACUUUUCAGUUGGUUAUUAAAAACCAUCUGGUAUAGAAUUAAAAAAAAAAUAACUCAUACUUCAGAGACUUCUUGCGUAUAGCUCUAUGAAAGUGGAAACAUUGAAAUUUAUGGCUCGUAGAGAGCGUGGUAUUUUUAAAUAGAAUUUUAUCCCUAAAAUAAAUCUAUUUGUAUUGUAUGAUAUAGAGAGUUAUAGUAGACUAAACUUUACCUAUAUAUGGCUUUUUCUUUGAAAUUCUUAUAUUUAUUUUACAUUCGAAGAUAGCAAAUAUUUUCUUUAAAAAAUAGAUUAUCUCGCAGGAGAAAUAAAAAUUAUAAAAUAUAUUCUGAAAAUAUUUUUGAAUUUAUUAUAAAACAAACUCACCCAUUUACUCGCUUUCUCUCUCUCACAUUGUCCCUUAUAGACAUCUGCAUAUAAAUGCAAUAAUUGUUUAAUUUUGUACUAUACAGAGUAAACACGAAAGGAGGGAGUUAUACAUAUAUUUUGGCUACAUAGAUCACGAGGUUGUGCAAAAAAUUAUAAAGAAAAGGGUGAUUUUGAAAAUAUAUAUCUAAAUAAAUAAAAGACACGCAUCAGAGUGUAAUAAUUCGCAAAUUGAAAUAUUUUGAAUUUUUCUUUUGUUUGCAUAUACGUGUAUGUUAGUAGAUAAUUGGCACGUGUUUUUUUACUGAAUAUAAUUUUAUUAAACGUCUUAAACAUUUUUAUUAGCAAUGUAUGAAAUUUUAUAUAUAUAAUUACUUAAAAUAUUACUUCAAGUAUUUUCUUCGCGUACACGCAAAAAUUGUUCAGACAUGAAUAUCUGAGAGUAUACGUGUGCAUGCAUAUAUUUAUAUAUAGAUUUGUAUAUACAAGGUGUCUCCUCAAUUUUUUUUUGCAUUUCUGCAAGCUCUGCUGAGAGAUUCUUUGAUCAAUUUUGAAUUGAUUUGCUUUUGAUCGAUGUUACGUAUUAGUAGACACUAUUCUCGUCUAUAACUUUUUUUCAAUCAAUGUUCAAUUUCAAUGUUCAAUAUUAAAUAUCUUAGAGAGUAACUUGCACUUUGGUUAAAGUUUUGUUUAAGUAAGAUCUAUUUGGAAUGUAUUAAAAUUCAAAAUUUUAACACAUUUUAGCAAGUCUAAAGUUUAGUACGAGAGAAUUGUUCAAUUUUUAAUCGUUUGUAAAAACGAAAACUAUUAAUUGAUAUUAUAUAAUGCCUCAAUAUAUUUUUGCUAAAAAAAAUUAAUUUUAAAUUAUUCAAAAAAUCAUCUCAGUCUCUCUUUUUUUCUUUAUAUGCAGUAUAAUCGCAGAUUUUUGGGACACCUAGUAUACGCGCGUAUAUUUUCGCAAGUAUAAAUUCGUAGCUCAUUUUGAAAAGUCAGAAGAAUUUCUAGCGGAGUAUUAAACGUAUAGAAGACCAAAAAGUAUCUAUACUAGAUUAUAAUGAGAGAACUAUAUGAAUCGAUCUCUUCUAGCUAUACGAGUCGAUCAUAAUUGUGAAAGAGUCUAAAUAUAACUACGUUACUAAAAGUGCGAUGAAACACAUGCAAUGUACAUCCGUUGCUUAUUAAAUCCAACAUAUUUCGUGCGUUUAAUAAUCACAUGCUUU